Messenger RNA from Vidua macroura (Pin-tailed whydah), 3389 nucleotides. RefSeq names its product zinc finger protein 883-like. The coding region runs from base 166 to 3054 and encodes 962 amino acids. The transcript is spliced from 3 exons. NCBI's taxonomy places the organism in Eukaryota, Metazoa, Chordata, Aves, Passeriformes, Viduidae. Gene Ontology annotation, molecular function: RNA polymerase II cis-regulatory region sequence-specific DNA binding; DNA-binding transcription factor activity, RNA polymerase II-specific. The record is from RefSeq and is a predicted model, not a curated record. Gene Ontology annotation, biological process: regulation of cytokine production; negative regulation of transcription by RNA polymerase II; regulation of immune system process.
GGAAGAGGAGGAGCAGCCCGCAGCCCACGCGGUUGCCCCGCUCAGGCCGCAGCUGCCCCGGCUCCGCCGGCAUCGCCCGCCCGGCAGCCGCAGGUGAGCGGGGAGCGGCAGCUCGCCCCGGCGGGGAAGGCGGGAGCCCCGGAGCGGGGAGAGCGCCGAGGGGCGAUGGCGGAGCCCGGGGACCCCCGGCAGGCUGGAGGGGUGGGGGAGGCCGGGGAGGAGCGGGCUCCGGGCCCCCCGAGGCUGGAAGGGGGGCGCUGCCUUGUGCAGCCGCGCUCGGGCAGCGGCACCAUCGAAGGCAGCGCGCCCAGCCCUUGUUCUCCCCCAGAGCAGCAUUUCCCACUCCCCAGCCUCGGCCCGAUGCAGCAGCAGCAGCAGCAGGAGGAGGAGGAGGGGGCGGCGAGGAAGAGGAAGAUGGCCCGGGAGCCCCAGGCAGAGCAGGAGCCGGGCGUGGAGAGCAGGGAGGAGAAAUGCCCGCGGCAGAACCUGCUGGAAGAGGCCCUUUGGAGCGGCUCCGCGGCGCAGGAACCCAACGGGGAGGAAAAGCCCCGGAGAUGCCUCGCGAGGAGGGGCUGCGAGCGCAGAUGGCGGGGAUCCCAGGGGGAAAGAGCCAGCCCGGGCCGGGGAGGCGGCCGGAGCUCGGAGCUGGGGCUCCACGAGCCGCUCCAGGAUGGGGAGAAGCCCCACGAGUGCUCGGAGUGCGGGAAGAGCUUCAGGUGGAGAUCCGAGCUGGUCGUCCACCAGAGGAUCCACACCGGGGAGAAGCCGUACGCGUGUGGGGAGUGUGGGAAGGGCUUCAGGUUGAGGUCCAGUCUGAACGUCCACCAGAGGAUCCACAGCGGGGAGAGGCCCUACAAAUGUCCCCAGUGUGGGAAGGGCUUCAGAGAGAGCUCCAGCCUGAACGUCCACCAGAGGAGCCACACCGGGGAGAAGCCGUACACGUGUGGGGAGUGUGGGAAGAGCUUCAGAGGGAGCACCAACCUGAUUGUGCACCAGAGGGGCCACACCGGGGAGAGGCCCUACGAGUGCCAUCAGUGCCGGAAGACGUUUCGGGGCAGCAGUCACCUCGUUGAGCACCAGCGCUCUCACACUGACGAGAGGCCCUUCCGCUGCCCCGACUGCGGCAAGAGCUUCAACCGCAGCUCCACCCUCAACAGGCACCGGCGCGUCCACACCGGGGAGAGGCCCUACGAGUGCGGGAAAUGCAGGAAGAGGUUCCAGAGCACCUCCGAUCUCCUCGUGCACCAGCGCAUCCACACGGACGAGAGGCCCUUCCGCUGCCCCGACUGCGGGAAGGGCUUCAAGCACAACUCCGUCCUCGUCACCCACCGGAGGAUCCACACCGGGGAGAGGCCCUACGAGUGUGGGGAGUGUGGGAAGGGCUUCAGUGAGAACUUCAGCCUGAUUGUCCACCAGAGGGGCCACACCGGGGAGAGGCCCUACGAGUGCGGGCAGUGCCAGAAGAGGUUCCGCACCAGCUCCCAUCUCCUCCCGCACCAGCGCUCACACGCGCAGGAGAGGCCCUUCCGCUGCCCCGAGUGCGGGAAGGGCUUCAAGCAGAACUUUACCCUCACCAGGCACCGGCGCACCCACACCGAGGAGAGGCCCUACGAGUGCGGGCAGUGCGGGAAAAGGUUUCGGACCAGCUGUGAUCUUUUCGUGCACCAGCGCUUCCACACGGACGAGAGGCCCUUCCGCUGCCCCGACUGCGGGAAGGGCUUCAAGCUGAACUCCCACCUCGCCAGGCACCGGCGCGUCCACACCGGGGAGAGGCCCUACGAGUGCGGGCAGUGCGGGAAGAGCUUCUCACAGAGCUCGACCCUGAGCAGACACCAGUGCAUCCACACAGGGGAAGAAAUCUACAAGUGUGAGGUGUGUGGGAAGAGCUUCAGGUGGGAAAUCUCCCUGAUCCGCCACUCCAAUAUCCACACGGGGGAGCAGCUCUACAAGUGCUCGGAAUGCGGGAAGAGCUUCAGGUGGAGAUCCGCCCUGAUCUGCCAUCGCAGAAUCCACACCGGGGAACGGCCCUACAAGUGCGACCAGUGUGGCAAGAGUUUCGUGCUGAGCUGCACCCUGGUUGUCCACCAGAGGAGCCACAGCGGGGAGAGGCCCUACGAGUGCGGGGAGUGCGGGAAGAGCUUCAGUUCGAGCUCCCACCUGAGCGUCCACCAGAGGAGCCACACGGGGGAGAGGCCCUACAAGUGUGACCAGUGCGAGAAGAGCUUCAGCAGGAGCUCCCAGCUCGUCUACCACCAGACGACGCACAGUGGGGAGAAGCCCUACGAGUGUGAUCAGUGCAAGAAGAGGUUUAAGAAAAGCUCGCUUCUCCUCCUGCACCAGUGCACGCACGCGGAGGAGAGGCGCUUCCGCUGCCGCGACUGCGGGAAGGGCUUCGAGCACAACUCUGACCUCGUCACCCACCGGAGCAUCCACAUCGGGGAGUGCCCCUACGAGUGUCCCCAGUGUGGGAAGAGCUUCCCCAGGAGCUGCCAGCUGAUUGUCCACCAGAGGAGCCACGCGCGGGAGAAGCCGCACGAGUGCGGGCAGUGCGGGAAGAGCUUCGGUGACAACUCCAGCCUGGUCGUCCACCAGAGGAGCCACGGCGCGGAAUGGCCCCACAAGUGUGGGGAGUGCGGGAAUAACUUCAGCACAAAGUCCAGCCUGAACGUCCACCAGAGGAUCCACAGCGGGGAGAGGCCUUUUGAGUGCGAUCAGUGCCAGAAGAGGUUUGUGACCAGCUCGUCUCUCAUCGUGCACAAGCGCAUCCACACGGGGGAGAGGCCCUUCCAGUGCCCCAGCUGCGAGAAGAGCUUCAACCAGAGAGCCGCCCUCAUCGCCCACUGGCACGUCCACACCAGGGAGAAACCCUACGAGUGUGCCCAGUGCAGGAAGAGCUUCUCGCACAGCUCGACGCUGUCCAGGCACCAACGGAGGCACCAUAAGGGCAGCCCUGAGACAUCCCCGAGCGCGGGAAGAGCUCCGUGCGCCGCUCCAGCUGCGACCCCCGCGGGAGGAUCCGCGCUGGAUGAUCCCCAGUGGGCAGAGCCCCGGUGAUCCGGGUUGGGAAGACACCUGCCUGGGGGGCUCCGCGGCCUCCCGGCUCCCCAUGGCCUGGAUUUUCUUUCCAUUUCUUUUUUUGUACUUUCCAAACACCCAAAGCUGGGUUAAAAAUAAAAAGAUGUUGAACUAAGACAAGGAUUGGUGACGUGGGGGGGAUCCUCCAGGGGAUGAGGGGGAUGUUGAGUCCGAGGGAGCUGAGGGUUUCCAGGAGGGACUUGGGGGUUGCUCAGGGCUUUGGGCACCCCAGGCCCAGCGGCUCUGGCUGAGCUGGGAGACCCUGGCGGAGGUUCUGGGGCAGCUGAUGGAGGAGCCCCUGCCCUGGAGGUGUC